AUGGUUAAACGAAGAAACAACCUCAACGUUGACCUGGAAGACUCGCAGCUGGGCCAGCUCAAAGGCAAGCGAGACCAGGUGAUCGCCGCGACCAAGACGCUGGAGCUGGCGGCGCAGAACGCGUCGUGGGCCAUCCGGGACUUCCACGCCGAAUUUGCCACUAUCAUCGGCAAGCUGCAGAACCUCAGUGACGAGCAGAUCGAGGCGCUCAAGGAGCUGAGUCUCGAGGCACUGCCCGAAAAGGGCGCGUUUCUGGGCACCAACAACUCGCUGUUUGGCGGGCGCGCGGUCGAGGAGGAGCUCACGCCCACCGGCCGAAAGAAGCGCAAGCGAGAGGUCGACCCUCUCAUGCCCAAGAAGCCCAUGACUGUGUUCCUGGCGUUCUCUACCCAGCAGCGGGCCGUCAUCCGGGCCGAGCGAGAGAAGCAGGGCCUGCCCCCGCUCAUCAAUGUCGACAUGGCCAACGAGGUGGCGCGUCUGUGGUCGCUGCUGCCCGAGGAGGCCAAGGAGCCUUACAAGGUCAAGUACCAGGAGAAGCUGGCUGAGUACCAUCUGCGCAAGGAGCAGUACAUGGCCUCCAAGAACCCUGCUGCGGCUGCUGAGCUGGUUGCCGCCGCCGCCGUUGCCGAAGUGGCCGACGAGGAGUUUGCCGACGCCGUCGAGGACGUUGAGGAUGUCGAGGAUGUCGAGGAGGGCGUCGAGCCCGAGGUCAAGGAGGAGGUCAAGAAGAAGGACAAGAAGGACAAGAAGGAUAAGAAGGACAAGAAGGCCAAGAAGGAGAAGAAGCGAAAGGAGUAG
Messenger RNA from Yarrowia lipolytica CLIB122, 798 nucleotides. RefSeq lists its product as uncharacterized. The record is from RefSeq and is a predicted model, not a curated record. Lineage: Eukaryota; Fungi; Ascomycota; Dipodascomycetes; Dipodascales. Gene Ontology annotation, molecular function: DNA binding, bending.